This is a messenger RNA of Phoenix dactylifera (date palm), 396 nucleotides long. Lineage: Eukaryota; Viridiplantae; Streptophyta; Magnoliopsida; Arecales; Arecaceae. The record is from RefSeq and is a predicted model, not a curated record.
AUGGGGUUCCAAAAUGGGACGAGAGCCCCGGCGACCGACGAUGAUGGACAUGGCACUCACGUGGCCAGCACGGCCGCGGGACGCUUCGUCGACGAUGCUGAGGUCCUCGGAAUGGCGAAGGGCGUCGCCUCCGGAAUGGCUCCGAAAGCUCACCUGGCCAUCUACAAGGUGUGCUUCCACGACGGUUGCUCCGGCAGCGACAUAUAUGCCGCUAUAGAUCAAGCCAUCAAGGACGGAGUCGAUGUGCUCUCGAUGUCCAUCAAUGGUGCCCCCAAUGCCACAUUCUAUCAGGACCCCGUCGCCAUCGGCUCGCUGGCUGCUGUUGAGAAGGGGAUCGAUCUUCCCUUGUGCGGCUGCCGGCAACGAUGGCCCGGAGAUCAAUACCGUCAACCAUGA